CCAAUACAUCCUUGAACUCUGAUCACAAGUUAGAAUAUUUCAGCUUUAAAAUAGUUCGUUCCUGCGCUAUAUUUUUCGAGCGUCUUUCAGCGAUGAUUUCCAUUCCUUCUGCAGGUGGAUACGAUAAGCUAGAAUACAGGGAGCUUUCGGAAGGUGAAUUUACCGAAGGUGCUAACAUCAAAAAUAACGAAAACAUCACCGAAGACGAUCUUGUUGUUGUGAAGACUUACGCAAGUGGCGUGAACUACGCCGAUGUUUGCAUUCGCUGGGGUGUAUACGAAUCUGCUAAGAGAUUUGUUGGAUGGCCGAUUACUCCUGGAUUUGAAUUCAGCGGAGAAAUUGAAAGCAAAGGCAAAAAUGUGACGAAGUUUAAGAUCGGCCAAAAAGUCUUCGGCGUGUCGCUAUUUGGAGCUUACUCGAAGCGGGUAAGAGUACCUGAGCAUCAAAUAUUUCCACUACCGGAAAAACUCGACAAGAACGAGGCAGCUGGUUUCCUGACUGUGGCUUUGACAGCUUGGUAUGGGCUAUUUGAACUUGCAAGACCGAGGGGUGAAAGCUGGAUACUCAUCCACUCUGCCGCUGGAGGGGUGGGUAGUAUGCUGGUUCAACUCGCAAAGAUCCAUGGUUGUCACGUGGUGGGUGUGGUUGGGGGUAGUCAUAAAGUCAACAUGGCCAAAGAAUUGGGCUGUGAUCAUGUGAUAGACAAAUCUAAAGAAAACAUAUGGGAAGCCUCCAAAUACUAUGUUCCUAAAGGAUUCCAAGUUGUCUUUGAUGCUAAUGGAGUGGAGACUUUACUAGAGAGCUAUAAUCACUUAGCCCCCGGUGGAAAAUUAGUUGUUUAUGGUUUUCACACAAUGCUUCCCAAAUCCAGCGAUACUGGUGCUGGGUACAUCAGCAUAUGGCAGUGGAUAAAAAUAGGAAUCAACUACUGGUACACUCCUAAAUUUGAUCCUUUGAAGAUGACUAGUGAAAAUAAAAGUAUCAUGGCAUUCAAUCUGAGCUUUCUCUUUGAUCGACGUGACAUUUUGGAAGAAAGCAUGGCACAACUUCUGUACUGGGUAAAGCAAGGCACUCUUAAAGUUAGCAAAGUGACUCCAUAUCCUCUGAAACAAGUGGCUAAAGCACAUAGUGAUUUGGAAUCAGGGAAAACCAUUGGCAAGCUUGUACUUACCAUGGAUGAAUGACUCUUCUCAAAAUAAUUAUUUUGUGAAAAAAUUUACUAGAGGGGAACAUAAUUUUCAUAGUAGUGUAAGAGGGAAAAGAGAUGGUAUAGAGCUAGUUUAUGCAUAUAUUAGGGAAGAUGAUUAAGAAAAACUGGUGGUUGUAUAGGAAUCAAUAAAGUCCAUUUUCUCUUGUGACACUAGAACUGAGGCCUGUUUUUUCUUGUUUAAUUACUGCUUUUCAGCUAGUAGUUAUAAUUGGUCAUCCUUGUUGUGAAGGGGUUACAAUAAUAUUUUUCUCUUGGGAUACUAGUACUGAGGCCUGUUUUCAAUUGCUUAACAACUGCUUUUCAGCUAAUAGUGAUGAUUAGUCACUCCUGGUUGUAAAGGGAUUACAAUGACAUUUUUCCCUUUGAAAAACACCAAUCUUAAAUGAAACCUUGAGGGUCACUCAAUUAGGGGGUGCUCGGUGAGAUGGUUAAAAUAUGAAUUUCUUGUGUCAAGGUCUUUGUAAUUUGAAAUGUCAUAGUUCUUCAAAUUCAAGAUAUCAUUUUUAAUUAGAGGUUUAUUAUGGUUUUUUAAGGGAAUUCGUUAUCUAAUUGUCAUCAAGAUUUAUAGACAGAGUUAUCCAUUACAGAGAUAUCUAAUGUGCCAAUGGUAUUACAAGACUGCAUUUGCCUGGAUAGAGUUUCAAUCCUUGCUUUUAAUUUAGUAAUCAUGAUUACCAGUAAUCAAACAUUCUGUCAGUCAAUUCUGAAUUGUUACUGCUGUUUUAAUGUCUCCAGAUAAAAGAUAUGUACAUAGUGAUAGAGUUGGUCUUCACACAGAGCUCUUGGAACAAAAAAAUAAAUUCCAUGUAAUUCUUGUUUACACCUACUGAUUUAUUUGUGACAAUGAAAGGGUGCUGACCCAUAUUACUUUUGAUGCAAACUCAAAUGCUUCUUGAUUUACAGAACAAAUUACAAGAAAAUUUGAGUGAAAAGUGUAUAGCACUCGGUCAGAAGUCACUCAAGAAGGAUUAAUUUUAUUCCCAUGCACCCCUAUAUUUCACUUAAGCUUACAAUUCCUUGUCAAUGUUAAGGCUGUAUGUAAAGUGGAAUUGACUGCCAAUUCCAUUCCAUUUAUUUUUAAUUUGGAAAGCAUUACUGCCAUUUAAGUUAUCAAUUUUUAUUAAUGUAGAGAAUAAAUAAAUGUUACAUUUGAUGUCAAUUAUAGAUAAAGAUAAUGUUUGAAUAUUUUUUUCAAUUUUUUUUUUUUUACAGGUAGGUGCUUAACUUUUCCUACCUACAGGGUGGGUGGUUCUUCAAGGAGUAUACUCAUUCAGGCUUUGGCACAAUCAAAUAAAUACUUUCUAAAAGAGACUAUUGAGUAAAAGAAAAAAAUUAAUUAACUCACUAGUUUGAUGAACCAAGUAUAACAUUGUCGAUGAUAUUAACAUGCUCUUAAGUAAGGUUGCCCUCUUUUCUAGCCAUUAUGGUUAUUAAAGGUAGCCAUGCCCUGUGUAUUUCUUGUAAUAAUUAGGUUACACUAAAACUGUAAAUGUAAGGUACAAAUAAAGCUGUUGUGGUAGAAAUAAAGCAGUUGUGGUACAAAAUAAAUAAAAUAAAGCUGUUGUGGUACAAAUAAAGCUAAUAUGGUACAAAUAAAGCUGUCAUGGUUCAAACAGA
Messenger RNA from Stylophora pistillata, 2827 nucleotides. Its product is annotated as NADPH-dependent quinone oxidoreductase VAT1. Gene Ontology annotation, molecular function: oxidoreductase activity. NCBI's taxonomy places the organism in Eukaryota, Metazoa, Cnidaria, Anthozoa, Scleractinia, Pocilloporidae. Gene Ontology annotation, cellular component: mitochondrion. The record is from RefSeq and is a predicted model, not a curated record.